Cryptococcus wingfieldii CBS 7118 is the source of this 405-nucleotide messenger RNA. RefSeq names its product 40S ribosomal protein S17. The coding region runs from base 1 to 405 and encodes 134 amino acids. Gene Ontology annotation, biological process: translation. The transcript has 5 exons. Lineage: Eukaryota; Fungi; Basidiomycota; Tremellomycetes; Tremellales; Cryptococcaceae. The record is from RefSeq and is a predicted model, not a curated record. Gene Ontology annotation, cellular component: ribosome. Gene Ontology annotation, molecular function: structural constituent of ribosome.
AUGCGUUCUUCCAGGACCCUCAUCGAGAGGUUUUACCCCCGUCUUACCCUCGACUUCCACACCAACAAGCGAAUCCUCGAUGAGGUCGCCACUGUCCCCUCUAAGAGGUUGAGGAACAAGAUCGCUGGCUUCACCACCCACUUGAUGAAGCGAAUCCAGAAGGGUCCCGUGCGCGGUAUCUCUUUCAAGCUCCAGGAGGAGGAGAGGGAGAGGAAGGACCAAUACGUCCCCGAAGUCUCCGCUCUUGCCACUUCCGACGAGUCUCCCCUCGAGGUCGACACCGAGACCAAGGACCUCCUCAAGUCCCUUGGCUUCGACGACCUCAACGUCAACGUCAACGCCGUCUCUGCCAACGCUCCUCGAGAGAGGAAGACCCGAUUCGUCCCUGGUGCGGGCCGUGCUUAA